UAUUUGUAUUUGUCUAAUAAAUUUUUGACUGCUUUUUGUGUAGUGGUGCAGUUAUAAUUUGAAGAUAAUGUGUUGACUUUAUCAUGUAAAAGGUAAUCAAUAACUAAACUGUUCUUCUUUAAGCAGGAUAGUCAAAAAAGAAAGAGAAAACACUGACAUACCAGCCAAGCAAUGUCUCAAGCUCCAAUGGAUAUCAGCAAUGUGGAUGAACAAUUUUGUGAAGGUCAGCAGCAUGUGGAAAACAGAGACCUGGAUCAGCUGAAUAUCUCUGAGAAAUCAGUACAUCGCUGUGACCACUGUGGAAAGGGUUUUAAGAGAUCUUACUGUCUGAAAAGACACCUCCUUAUCCACACCGGCGAAAAGCCUUUCCUCUGCGAUCUGUGUGGGAAGCAAUUCAGGCACAGUGGACAUUUGAAUCGCCAUUUGUCCAUUCACACCGGUGAAAAGCCAUUCCUCUGCCUUCACUGUGGGAAGCAAUUCCGCCAGAAAGGAAGUUUGAAUCAACAUCUAUACAUCCACACCGGCGAAAAGCCUUUCCUCUGCAAUCUGUGUGGGAAGCAAUUCAGGCACAGUGGAAAUUUGAAUCGCCAUUUGUCCAUUCACACUGGCGAAAAGCCAUUCCUCUGCCUUCACUGUGGGAAGCAAUUCCGCCAGAAAGGAAGUUUGAAUCAACAUCUAUACAUCCACACUGGCAAAAAGCCUUUCCUUUGCCAUCAGUGUGGAAAGCAAUUCCGCCAGAGAGCAAGUUUGAAUCGCCAUUUAUACAUCCACACUGGCGAAAAGCCUUUUGUCUGCCAUCAGUGCGGGAAAAGCUUUGGUCUGAGAUCUUCUCUCAGAACCCAUCUACAUAUCCACACCAGAGUCCCUACAUGUGCAGGGGGUGUGGAAAAAGCUUCAGACCAUUGAAAUCUGUGCAACAUCAUCUGCAAAUUGACACAAGAGAAGAACUUUCUGUUUGGUUCUCAUGCUUCUCCUUAUCUGAGACCAAAGCUUAACGUCUUUAAUA
Molecule: messenger RNA, 1006 nt
Organism: Cyprinodon tularosa
Lineage: Eukaryota; Metazoa; Chordata; Actinopteri; Cyprinodontiformes; Cyprinodontidae
Product: gastrula zinc finger protein XlCGF8.2DB-like
Exons: 2
Coding region: 172-906 (244 amino acids)
Biological process (GO): regulation of transcription by RNA polymerase II
Cellular component (GO): nucleus
Molecular function (GO): RNA polymerase II cis-regulatory region sequence-specific DNA binding; DNA-binding transcription activator activity, RNA polymerase II-specific
Source: RefSeq, a predicted model, not a curated record